CCCACUUGCGAGCCAAGCUCGGUUUUCCCAAGAAGCCAUUUUGGGCUAUUUUAAUUUAAGCUUACUCUUGCAAGACGUGCUCUUUCUCUGUGACAUUUCUUACAUCGUCUAAUCUUUUCCAGCUUGUUUUCGGAUAUCGCGGGUGGGCUGCAGUAAGGAAAGUAUGGCGGAUGACGCUGACUUCAGUCUGGACGCGGCAGAGGCGACUGUCAGUGGAGUGGAGGCUUUUGUCCAGUUUCCCAACGAGACUGCGCCGCAGUUGAGAAUGGUUCCCGUAGAAACCGACCCGGAAACGCAUGGAGGGGAAGCUGCCGUACCCCUGACUGUGGCACAGGUAAAACAACAGCUGUUUGAUGAAAACAACAUCGCAGGAAACGCAGACAGCUUAAAGAUGAUUCUCAUUGACAAUAAAGGGCAAGCAAAAAAUCUGAAAAAUGGCGAUCCUAUCGAUAUACAUAUUGACGAGAUAGCAGCAGAAUCUGUGAUCAAGUUUGCUUGACGUGUCACUUACCGUGUGCCCCUCGUGUCCAAUCACAACGCUCAAAACCCGCCCUUUUAGCCCUGACGAGUGUCUAGGAGAAAUACGUUGUGUGCCGCAGAAUCAGUGACGACAAACAACAAACCACGACCCUAGAACGAGAUCAUUCUGUCUGCUCACUACCUAGACCUAGUUUGGAGAAAUUUGACGUCCAAGAUUUUUUCUUUGAAUAUCUUGAUAACGACUCGUAAUAAUCUUACGGUUUCUGACCUCAUGGUCUUUGUAACUCAAAACGGCCAAAAGUAUCUGUUGGAACUUUGUAGUUUCUGAUGUAGCGAAAUGUGACAGUACGGGUGUGUUACGUUGUUAUGUCACUGUAUGUAGCAGGAGAAGUAUUCUAUUCUGCCGAUGUACUGGUCGUCAUGGGACUUUGAAGGAUGGGCUAUUGUUUUUAUACAUCGCUAUGUUACAGGAGAAAACAAUGGAAGAGUUCAAUUUUGUCGUGGACAGAUUGGUGGUAGGGCAUGUUGUUAUUGUUAGGAAUAUAUUACAAGUUGGUUAGUAACAAUGACAAUGUAACAAGUUUGUUCAUGACCAUGACAAUGUUACAAGUUUGUUCAUGACCAUGAAAAUGUAACAAGUUUGUUCGUAACCAUGACAAUGUUACAAGUUUGUUCAUGACCAUGAAAAUGUAACAAGUUUGUUCGUAACCAUGACAAUGUAACAAGUUUGUUCAUGACCAUGACAAUGUUACAAGUUUGUUCAUGACCAUGACAAUGUAACAAGUUUGUUCAUGACCAUGACAAUGUAACAAGUUUGUUCGUAACCAUGACAAACUGUUGCCUUCUAACUUGGGUGGAUUUGUUUUGUUUUGUUUUGUUCUGAGCUUGAAAACUGAGUGCAUAAUACAUGACAUUAUAAUGUCAUAGAGAACUCAUGGCUUUUGUAAUGUAAUAGAGAACUCAUGGCCUUUGUAAUGUAAUAGCAGAGAACUCAUGGCUUUUGUAAUGUAAUAGCAGAGAACUCAUGGCUUUUGUAAUGUAAUAGCAGAGAACUCAUGGUUUUUGAGUGGAAUCUACAUGUUUGGUGAUGUUUAUUGUUCAGUGCAGUUUAGAAACGUUUUUCGUAAAACUAAAAAAUGGUGUAGGGUGUGUGGCUUUUUUAAAUAAUGAGAUAAUUAUUCAUAUGGGUUGACCCUGUGACAUGUGUGUUGGUGAUGGAGGUCAAGCUCUAGAUUUGUGCUAUAUAUGUCCAAUGUAAUAGAGUGCCUGUGCUGUUUGACGGAGAGGAUGGGUUUUGUUCUUAGGUAAGUUCAAGUGGGCUUUGAGCUUGGAGAUUUGUGUCGCAUGCAUGUAUGUUAGUAAGAGGAUGUUGACUUUGUGAUAUAUAUAUCUAUAUAUAUAGAUACCGUAUAUAUACAUACAUCUGUUUUGGUAAUUAAAGUGGAGUGAUUUUUGUCAAGCUUA
Molecule: messenger RNA, 1944 nt
Organism: Aplysia californica (California sea hare)
Lineage: Eukaryota; Metazoa; Mollusca; Gastropoda; Aplysiida; Aplysiidae
Exons: 4
Coding region: 164-499 (111 amino acids)
Source: RefSeq, a predicted model, not a curated record